Elaeis guineensis (African oil palm) is the source of this 1887-nucleotide messenger RNA. Its product is annotated as protein Brevis radix-like 1. The record is from RefSeq and is a predicted model, not a curated record. Lineage: Eukaryota; Viridiplantae; Streptophyta; Magnoliopsida; Arecales; Arecaceae.
CAGCGGGAGGGGGGGGUUUAUUUGGCCAUCGGUGAAAACGGAGGCCGGAUUCUUACCGUUUUCGGACUUCAAAAAUAUCGGUAGCCCGCCGAAAUAUCGCCGCAGUAUCGCCGGCAUUCCGAUUCUCCGGCCCGAGCCGCCGAUAUAUUCCCAUCUCGAGCUCGCUGUCUACAGCAAUAUUAGGUAUAAAUAGAAGAGAGAGGUGUGGGCGUGGGUGAGGGCUUCUUCUUUCGUCUUUUCGAGUCUCUUGGAGCGAAGCAGGGAGGGAGAGAUCUUUGGAGAUUUGCGCAAGCCAUUCGAGCUGUUAGAGGUCGAAGAAACAGCGAUCGUGAGAUCUUCAAACAAGAAUCCAUCAGAGACCAAAGAAUCGAGCAAUCGAUUCCAUCACAAAGAAAGGAAUCGAAGUCAUCCGAAACAUCGAAUCAACACAAGGCCUCGGGGUAGAAUCGGAAGAGCAUUGUUUGUUGCCGGAGAGAUGCUGGCCUGCAUCGCUUGUUCGAAGCACGAGCUCGAAGAUGGCGCUGAAGACACUGCGCGUGCUGGGACCCCAAGUACCAAAGACGCCGUCAAAAGCCUGACCUCCCAGAUCAAGGACAUGGUGUUGAAGUUCUCUGGUUCGUAUCGGCAAUGCAAGGGUGGCAGCUCGUCUUACCGGAGCAAGAGCUUCCGCCAAUCCCGCUACCGCCGCGGUGGCGGCAGCAGCAGCUCAUACCCGGUCACCGACGACGAUGAUGCAGCCUCCGACGGUGGAGGCGGCGGCCACUACGCCUUCCUGCGGCCGGGGAGCUCGAGCUCAACCCCGGCGUGGGACUUUACGAGCAUCGCCUCCGGUGGCAGGGAUGAUGACAGGUUCAAGGCCAACAAGUGGAUCCCGGGAGUUGGGGUGGUGGCUAUGGCGGAGCAGGAGGUGGUGCUGGAGGACGACGACGAGCCCAAGGAAUGGAUGGCUCAGGUGGAGCCCGGCGUCCACAUCACCUUCGUUUCUCUCCCCGGCGGUGCCGGCAACGACCUCAAGCGCAUCCGUUUCAGUCGGGAGAUGUUUAACAAGUGGCAAGCUCAGAGGUGGUGGGGAGAGAACUACGAUAGGAUCAUGGAGCUUUACAACGUCCAGAGGUUUAGCCGCCAGGCACUGCCGACUCCACCGAGGUCCGAUGAUGGCGAGAGAGAAUCAUUGUAUUCGCGUGUGGGGUCGACGAGGGAGAGCCCUGUCACCCCUCCUCUCGGCAAAGAGCGGCUCUCCCGAAACACAUGCAGGUCAAAUUCGGCUGCUGCUGGUAAAGGAACUUGCUACCCGACGGUGCCCGACCCUUCAGAGCAUAUUUUUCCUCACCACCUCAAUAUUUCUGCUGCUGCUGCUGCUGCUGCUGGAGCUGUGGGGUCUUCCGGUGUCAAGGGAGAGGCCUCUUCGGUCGACGCAUCGAGGACGACUACUUCCUCCAGGGACGAGGCCUCCGUCUCCAUCAGCAAUGCCAGUGAUCUGGAGGUGACAGAGUGGGUGGAGCAGGAUGAGCCUGGGGUUUACAUCACCAUCCGAGAGUUGGCCGAUGGGACCCGAGAGCUUCGUCGGGUUCGAUUCAGCCGAGAAAGGUUUGGUGAGGUGCACGCCAAGCUGUGGUGGGAGGAGAACAGAGAAAGGAUACAGGCUCAGUACCUUUAAAAGCCAUCCUGAAGUCUCUCGGGUUUGGGUUCGUUCCCGAGGAGAAUAUAACAGGCAAAAUAGAAGAGAUAGGAAGAUAGGAUAAAAGAAAAGCGAGAAAGAAAUGUGGGGAUGUGUCUUACCCUUUUGCCUCCCAGGAGCAUGGUUGCUCGUCACUAAUCUUCUUUGUAACAGUCCAUGAGAUUUUUCCACUUGUUCCAAUAUAUAUUACGGCUGUAUUUGGUUUGGUG